AGCCACUUGCUCUCUGGGUGGGACCAUCAUCUGAGGAGAACUGCAGUGUUGUCCGACAAAGCCCCACUGCCUCUUACCGGGCUGGCCCGUGCUUGUGGACAGCGGGGCCUCUUCAGGCGCCGUCUGUGUGAGCAGGAUUACUACAGACGUGAACGCUGCUGCCAUGGAACUUUAUCUUUCCGACUUCUGUGUCUUCCUUCGGCCAACCCAGUACCUCUGCCGUUCACAGGUGUCCAGUCCACAUUACUUGAGCGAGAGCUUUUUCAUGGUGAAAGGAGCGGCGCUCUUCCUGCAGCAGGGGAACAGCGCUCAGAGCCAGCGGAGUCUUCAGCACCCUCACAAGCAUGCAGGUGACCUGCCUCAGCACCUUCAAGUGAUGAUCAACCUCCUACGCUGUGAAGACAGAAUCAAGCUGGCCGUGCGCCUUGAGAGCGUCUGGACCGACCGUGUCCGCUACAUGGUUGUGGUGUACACCAGCGGGCGCCAGGACACCGAGGAGAACAUUUUGCUGGGAGUUGACUUUUCCAGUAAGGAGAGCAAAAGCUGCACCAUUGGGAUGGUCCUUCGUCUGUGGAGCGACACCAAGAUCCACCUUGAUGGGGAUGGCGGGUUCAGUGUGAGCACAGCCGGCAGGAUGCACGUCUUCAAGCCCGUGUCUGUCCAGGCCAUGUGGUCUGCCCUCCAAGUGCUUCACAAGGCCUGUGAAGUGGCACGGAGGCACAACUACUUCCCUGGUGGGGUGGCGCUCAUCUGGGCCACCUACUAUGAGAGCUGCAUCGGCUCCGAGCAGAGCUGCAUCAAUGAGUGGAAUGCCAUGCAGGAUCUGGAGUCCACGAGACCCGACUCCCCAGCCCUGUUUGUGGACAAGCCAACUGAGGGGGAAAGAACUGAGCGUCUAAUUAAAGCCAAGCUCCGGAGCAUCAUGAUGAGCCAGGACCUUGAAAAUGUGACUUCUAAGGAAAUCCGCAAUGAGCUGGAGAAGCAAAUGAACUGCAACCUGAAAGAAUUCAAGGAGUUCAUCGAUAACGAGAUGUUGCUCAUCUUGGGCCAGAUGGACAAGCCCUCCCUUAUCUUCGACCAUCUUUAUCUUGGCUCCGAGUGGAAUGCAUCCAAUCUGGAAGAACUGCAGGGCUCAGGGGUUGACUACAUUUUAAAUGUCACUAGAGAAAUAGACAAUUUUUUCCCUGGCUUAUUUGCAUACCAUAACAUCCGAGUCUACGAUGAGGAGACCACAGACCUCCUCGCCCACUGGAACGAAGCCUAUCAUUUUAUAAACAAAGCGAAAAGAAAUCAUUCCAAGUGCCUGGUCCAUUGCAAAAUGGGCGUCAGCCGAUCUGCAUCCACGGUCAUAGCCUAUGCGAUGAAGGAAUUUGGCUGGCCCCUGGAGAAAGCGUACAACUAUGUGAAGCAGAAGCGAAGCAUCGCGCGGCCCAACGCAGGCUUUAUGAGGCAGCUGUCUGAGUAUGAAGGCAUCCUGGAUGCAAGUAAGCAACGGCACAACAAGCUGUGGCGCCAGCAGCCUGCCGAUGGCCCCGCAGCAGAGCCCAGUGAGUUCUUGCCAGAGACCCUGGAUGAUGCCCUGGACACCCGGCUGCCAUGCUUGGAUGACACCACCCAGCCCGGGCUUGCAGGAAGCCAGGCCCCAGGAGGACCCUCUCUCCCUUGUUGUUUCCGAAGACUCUCAGAUCCCCUCCUCCUCCCCCACCACGAUGACGCAGGCAGCCUGGUCCACUUAGAGGAUCUGGAGCGGGAUGCUCUGCUGGAGGACGCCGCUCAGCCAGUGGAGGUGCACAAACUGGUCCAGCAUUCCCAAGAAGGAGCCAGGCACUGUGAAAAGGAUGUAAAGAGGAAACUAGAGUUCGGGAGCCCCAAAGCCCGCGGUGGCUCCUUGCCGCAGGCCGGCGAGGUGGAGAAGAAGUGUGACCAGAGAACGGGGAGGUGGAGGCGGGCCUCCACCCAGCUUGACCAGGAAAACCUAAACAAUAACAACAGCAAGAGGAGCUGCCCGGAUGACUUCGAGCACGAUGCUGUGUUUGGAAUCCUCAGUAAAGUGAAGCCUUCCUACACAUCCUGUGCUGACUGCAUGUACCCUGCUGGCGGGGCUCCUGAGGCCUCCACAGAACGACAUGAAGACCCUAGUGCUCCCGCCAUCUGCACCCAGCCAGCCUUCCUGCCCCAUGGCACAUCUUCCCCGAUGGCCCACACAAGCUGCAGGUCCCAAGCUCCAGAGAGGCUGGCCUCUGGUCCAGCCAAUGCUCCUCCGUUCUUACCACCAGCAGGCUCAAGGAAGCCAGACAUCAGUGGCUCCGGAACUGGGGCUUUCCCAGAACCACCAGCAGGCCUUCUAGAGCCUUCCAGAGAAACCUCAAAAGUCCUUCCAAAGUCCCUCCUGUUGAAGAAUUCUCACUGUGAUAAGAACACCGCCAACAUGGAAGCAAUGAAGGAAGAAUUGUCAACUAAGAAAGAAACGAAGCCAGCUAAGGACCUGAGGCUUCUGUUCAGUAAUGAGGCAGAGAAGCCGACCACCAAUAGCUACCUGAUGCAGCAUCAGGAGUCCAUCAUCCAGCUGCAGAAGGCGGGCUUGGUUCGAAAGCACACCAAAGAACUAGAGAGGUUGAAGAGCCUGCCUUCAGACUCACCGUCUACCUGCAGGGACAGUGCCACCAGCAGGCUGGAGGCUAGCAUCCCUGAGGAGGGCCAGGAGCCUGGACACCUAGCCCUGUGCAGCCAAGCAGGGGCUGAUGAGAAACCUCCAGAAGGAACCUUGGUGAAAAGCCCGACUCCUACCCUCCUCCGCCUAGAUCACACCAGUAACUUCUCAAAAGACUUCCUGAAGACCGUGUGCUACACCCCCACCUCCUCCUCCAUGAGUUCCAACCUGACCCGGAGCUCCAGCAGCGACAGCAUCCACAGUAUCCGAGGAAAGCCAGGCCUGGUGAAGCAGCGGGCGCAGGAGAUCGAGACGCGACUCCGGCUGGCGGGUCUCACUGUGUCGUCCCCACUGAAACGUUCCCACUCCCUCGCCAAGCUGGGAAGUCUCAACUUCUCCACAGAGGACCUGUCCAGCGAGGCUGACACAUCCACCAUCGCCGACUCGCAGGAUGCCAAGUAUGGUCACUCUUCCUUCUUGCACGAACCGCAGGCCACGCCGAGGGACCCCGCUGCAGCCUGUAAACCAUCAGGGAAGUCUGUCCCAGGAAACUUGAAAAACCUGCCGGGGAUGAAUGAAAGCUGAGCACGUUCUGCAUUCCACAUUCUGACAUGUGGUUGAGGUUCUCAUGCUGUCCUGGUCACACGUCACACACAUCUUGAUUUGUGUUAGCUUCGGUCACCCAGGCUUUCCUCACUCUUGCCAAAGAGAAGAGGGGACAAACAAGUAACAUAGCACACAUGAAGGAGACCCAGAACGGGGCUUAGGCGACCUGGAAACUCUCAGUCAGGAGACAGCACUGAUCCUCAAGCCCUGUCUAUGGGAAGAUGUGGACACACAGGCUGGGGCUGUGUCUUGUUGUUAGAGUCUUGCCCACCAUGCACCAUGCCCUAGGUUUCAUCCCCAGCACCCCAUAAAACCAGGCAUGGUUGCACACUCCUAUAAUCCCAUUCCUGGAGUUGGAGGCGGUUGGAAGUUUGAAGUCAUUCUCAGCUGUAUAGUGAAUUUUAGACCAGCCUGGUGGAGAGAAGAUAAGUCUGUACAUGCAGAAUAUUUUAAUGUGCAGCCUGUGAGAGAAGAGCCAUGGUGAUGUCGCUGCAGCCCAUGUCCCCAGCUCGUCCCUGCCCUCACGGGAGAAUUCUCAGAUAACAACACAAGUUCUACCUCUGUUCUCACUGUGUUUUGUUCUUAAAAUAGCAAUGACCAAGGCUCGUUCUGAGAAACAGUGCUGUGUCUGAAAGGGUUUUUCCAAGAGAAUCGUAGGUGGGGGUUGGAGGGUGAGGUCCCCCAAAAAUGUCAAGACUUUGAACCUGACCAUCCCAGGUACAGUUGUGUGACAUCAUCAGAGGAAAGCACCGAGUGGCUGUUGUCUGUGUGACCCUCCAUCCUGGCACCUACGGUGGGGAUGGGGGGUCCUCAGCUUCUAGCAUCGAGCUUACAUCACUCAGUCAUGAGGAAGAACUCCAGGCAUCACCGAGCCACGUCUGCUGCUAACAAGACAUCGUUAUGUUUGGGAUUGGGACAAGCUCAUAUCCAUGAGAUUGUGGGUCUGGGGUGUGGGUCAUCCUGCUGAGACACUCUGACCAUCCCCCGCCCUCUCACACCAGGCUCAUUAGGUGCCAUCUCUACAUCCGGUGAGAGGAAGGUCAUGUCACUUGUGGGUCCUCUUCCUCCUGUCCAUAAAAUACUGCUCCCUCCUCUCCAGCUCUCCGAUAUGGGCCACAACACAGGUGUUAGCACAGGUUAGCUCAAUGCAACAAGAGGCCAAGGCUCUAGGUUCAAAUCAGGGACCUUAACUGAUGCCCAUAAAGAAUACAGUGAUGGCAGAAUGACAGGAGAGAGGAAGGGCCUGGUCUGGUGAUUGGCAGACCAGGAUGUGCCGCCCUGUGAGAUGAGCAUGACUUCUGAUUUAUUUUGUUUCUGCUGUGGAAAUGGUUUAUUGGGGGUUUGGGUUUUUCGAGAUUUUUUUUUUUUUCUGUGUAGCCCUCGGUGUCCUGGAACUCACUCUACAGACCAGGUUCACCUAUAACUUACAGAGAUCCACCCACCUCUGCCUCCCAGAGUACCCCUCCUAGGAUUAAAGACGUGUGCCACCAUCACCUGGCUUGCUUUUUUUUUUUUAAUUUUUUAAAAUUUCAGAUAAGGUUUUACUAUUUAGUUUUGGUUGUCAUGGCUCUUUGGGACUUGCUGUGUAGACUGUAAGCCUCAAACUCAGCAAGGCUCUCCUGCCUUUGUACAAGCCAAACUGGCCUCAGCCUCCCAGCAGUCCUCCUGCCUCAGCCUCCCAAAUGCCAAGAUUACAGGUCUAAUCCCAUCCUGCCCUGGAUGCCCCAGGUUUGGUUUUUACACUUGAAGUGUUUGUCAAGAGAUAGAUGAAGCUGGUGGCGGUGGCGUGGCCUUGUUAUCUUGCAUCAGGAGACUGAGACAGGUCCUUCACGAGUGGAAGGCCAACCUGGACCACAAAGUGGCCCUACCUCAAAAAUAGUAACCCUGACAGGGAUGAUGUCACCUGACUCAGGCAUCUCCUCAGGCCCUCCAGCUUGCCGACUGAUCACGUGAUGCCUCAGGACUACAUGUGGUACUGCAGGGAGACAUAUUUGAAGGCUUCCUUUGCUUCUUGGAUGACACAGACCAAAUACUUCCUCCUCAUGCCCCAAACUAUGCCAGCCUUUCCCGUUACCACACCACUUGUGCAGACGGAGUCCCUGUGGUGGUGACCACAGCUCUGCCCUACAGUUGGCUGGUUCAGCCAGCUAAGCAAGACCACAAAGCCUUCCAGGACUGCCCGUGUCCUGAAAGUGAAUGGAUUGGAGUUAGUGCGGCUCCCAAAAUGCCCGUCCUGGAGAAUACCUAGCUCGUCUCCAGGAACAAGGCUAGUCCUCUCCUCAUCAGUGCAGGGUCUUCGUGAACCUCUAGCUCAGAGAUUCUCCCUGGCAGGAUCUUAAAACAAACAAACAAACAAAAAAUGUAUGUUGUUUUAUAGGUAUUUGUUUUCCUACCAGUGUCAGUGGUAAUCACCUUAAAAAGUGAUUAUCCACUACUUAUUCCAGAGACCCUGUAGGCUUCUCCACACUUCUUUAGCCAACAAAAGCAAACUUUCAAAAGACCAACUUUAACAGAUGUCACCAAGUUUAAUUUCAUGUGUGGUGGAUCAAUUUUUAUGUCAGUGUAAUUCCUUAGCUUUGGUAAUGAUAGGUUUCCACCGGAUCUCUAAUCUCGUCUGUAAGGGUGGCGGGGUUUUGAAAACCACAGUUUGUCCUGUUCUGUUCAAAGAGUAAGAACAGGAGGAAGGUCAACUCAAGUGGGCCUUUGACUUCAGGCAAAUUGAUGCCUCUUUUAGAAACACUGGCAUAUCAUCCAGCAGGGUGCUGCCGCCCUGUGUCCCCCCCCCCCCCCAGUCGCCAGAAUGAGACCCUGGCUUGAUGGCUUUUGUUUUGGCCUAGAGGGUUUGAGCUAUCUGUUGUCAAGGUGGAUUGGUAUUUAAUCUAAAGGGUUCUGUGGAAUUAUCCUACCAAACCAGGCUCACGUCAGCAGUGACAACUGCACAUUGUCUUACGAAAAGUUUGUUCCAGCCAGGCUUGGUGGCACACACCUUUAACCUCUGCAGGGGCAGGUGGAUUACUGAGUCCGGGACUACAUAGACCCUGACCAAAAAGGUUUGCUUUGUGAGCUACUCAUCCAUGCGUGGCUAAUGCUUUGUAUGUAAUCUUAGCAAAUUAUGUACACACAGAAGAGGCACAUGAGGCAAGCAGAGGGAUUUAUGCAGCGUAAGCCACUGAUUUUAAUGACUGCCAUUUUCACUGAAUUGAAUUGUCUUCAUUGAAUGAAGAGCUUUCUCCCUAGCUUGAUGCCCUAGGUUCUCAGCUGCCCUCCUUGUUUCUGCUCACCUGCAUAGCCUCCCAACAGCUUGAACCUUGUGGUGGCCUCUCCUUACCUCAACCCAGAAGGCUUCUUGAAGUGUAAGGGAGAUGGAUACUAGGUAGAGGAGGUGGGCAGUCUAGGUGCCUGAUUACAUGAGCUAAGAGCAAGGUGUCCUCUGCAUCCCCAGCCCUCUCGUCCUCGGUGCGGAGACCCCUGUCAAUCACGGCGCAUCCCUGUGGCUCAGCCAUGCAGGUUACUCACAGGUACCCGGAGAGCUGCGCUGCCCUAGCCUGUUCUGCUCCUGUUCCACAGCUUGCUCUAGCAGAAUAUCCAACCCUGCUAAUCUAAAGCCCUUCCCUCUGCCCCAUAGAAGCCCAGAGGGUGCUGCAGGAUGGAGCCAAGUUUGGCACAUACAACCCCAUCAGGGUAAACACAUUACCUGUGGUUUGGCACAGAAUCACCUGACCUGGUCCCCAUCCCGAGUUCCUGCUGAUGAUAAAGACCAGGUGAAGGUCGUUGAUGUUCCCCUAUCCAAAGCCCCUUGUUUUGUUAUUGUUGGGUGUGAGAGUCCACUCUGCAUGCAUGUAUAUACAUAAGUUUCUGUGUGUAUACUUUGUGUAUUCGUUUUGUGUGUGUGUGCCCGAUCAAACCCAGUGUGUGCCAUUUCUCUCAUCACAUACUGUGUCUUCUAGCUAUGCAGUAAGUCACCCUAGACUCAUCUGCAGUGAUGCCACCGGGGGCCAUCUGGAGAAGGGUGACCACCUUGUCUUUCCCUUUUGCAGUAGACACCACCGUCCCUCCAGUCCCUGACUUGGGCAGGAGUCCUAACCGCGCAGCCUCUGCUGCCCUGGCUGUCGGCCUUGCUGCAUGAGAAGAUAGCUGCCUCCUCUACACUGUAGCUAUUGUUUGACAAUUGAGUGCCUUAAUAACUGUUUACGAAUACUGUGUAUUAAUGCGCAGCUCCUCAGCUCUCCUCUGUUGUGCUGGGUACUUUGUCUUGUCCUGGUGGUUGAGAUUAGGACUUGAGUUUCUCUCCCCCCCUUAUGUUUAUUCUGCUAUGCAGUUGACAUUGUGGUUUGUGACUACAGAGCCUGCCAGAAAUGGCACUGUUGAGUUCCUGCAGGCCAGGUUGGCAUCAGCAAACACCACAGCCCAUGGUAGCCAAUGAAGGUGUGAUUUGGUUUACCAGGCAUCUGGGAGGUGGUGCAGGCCCUGCAUCCCUGACCCACAGCCUGGUACCUCCCCCUAACCCCUCACAGUUGUAACCCCCUAGUCCCCUUCACACCCCUGUUCUCCUGUCCAUAUCCUCAGCUCCUUGCAGCAGAUUGUGGGUGCAGCUCACCCCAGAGGAGCCACACCAGUCAGACUGCGUUCUUCACCGCAGAGGCUGCCGUCGGUCCCAUGCGUCACAUCACAACUUUGAUUUUUCUAUUGUUUUUAUAUUAUAUAUUUAAGAGGCAGUAUCUUUUGUACUGUGAAUUUGCAGUAGAAGCAUAGUGCACUUUUUUUUUUACUUUUGUUGGUGUGUACUGUAUAUAUAGUCUGCGUGCUUCUUGUGAUGAAAAUAAUAAAUACUUCCUUUAUAAAUGUCA
This is a messenger RNA of Myodes glareolus (Bank vole), 8103 nucleotides long. RefSeq names its product slingshot protein phosphatase 1 (gene Ssh1). Gene Ontology annotation, molecular function: phosphatase activity; actin binding. Gene Ontology annotation, biological process: protein dephosphorylation; negative regulation of actin filament polymerization. The record is from RefSeq and is a predicted model, not a curated record. NCBI's taxonomy places the organism in Eukaryota, Metazoa, Chordata, Mammalia, Rodentia, Cricetidae.